This is a messenger RNA of Papaver somniferum (opium poppy), 2006 nucleotides long. Its product is annotated as serine hydroxymethyltransferase, mitochondrial-like. Lineage: Eukaryota; Viridiplantae; Streptophyta; Magnoliopsida; Ranunculales; Papaveraceae. Gene Ontology annotation, biological process: tetrahydrofolate interconversion; L-serine catabolic process; folic acid metabolic process. The coding region runs from base 115 to 1680 and encodes 521 amino acids. Gene Ontology annotation, cellular component: cytoplasm. The record is from RefSeq and is a predicted model, not a curated record. The transcript has 16 exons. Gene Ontology annotation, molecular function: serine binding; cobalt ion binding; zinc ion binding.
GUAGUUUUUAUCUCCACCAACCCCCAUCCAAAAUCCCAAAUCCCACCACUAAAAAUAUUUUUUUUAGUGAGAGAAAUUUUUUUUUGGGGUUGAGAGAGAGAGUUCUGAGAAAAAAUGGCGAUGGCAAUGGCACUUCGAAGGCUCUCAUCUUCUUCAAUCAACAAACCUAUCCGUCCUCUCGUCAAUGCUGAUUCUUACUACUGCAUGUCAUCUCUACCAAGUGAAGCUGUUGAUGAUUCUAAGGAUAAAUCUCGUGUUCAAUGGCCAAAGCAAUUGAAUGCACCAUUAGCAGAAGUGGAUCCAGAGAUUGCUGACAUUAUCGAGCUUGAGAAAGCUAGACAAUGGAAGGGUCUGGAAUUGAUUCCUUCAGAGAAUUUCACAUCUGUGUCGGUCAUGGAAGCUGUUGGUUCUAUCAUGACCAACAAAUACAGUGAAGGUUAUCCUGGUGCUAGAUACUACGGAGGAAACGAGUACAUUGAUAUGGCAGAAACCUUGUGCCAGAAACGUGCCUUGGAGGCCUUCCGUUUGGAUCCUGCUAAAUGGGGAGUUAACGUGCAAUCUUUGUCUGGGUCCCCUGCCAAUUUCCAAGUCUACACUGCGCUAUUGAAGCCCCACGAGAGAAUUAUGGCACUUGACCUUCCACAUGGUGGGCAUCUUUCUCAUGGGUAUCAGACCGACACCAAAAAGAUAUCCGCUGUAUCCAUAUUUUUUGAGACAAUGCCAUACCGAUUGGAUGAGAGUACUGGUUACAUUGAUUACGAUCAGUUGGAGAAGAGCGCUACACUCUUCAGGCCGAAACUGAUAGUUGCUGGUGCAAGUGCUUAUUCACGCUUCUACGAUUAUGCGCGCAUUCGCCAGGUGUGCGACAAGCAAAAAGCUAUAUUGUUAGCAGAUAUGGCUCACAUCAGCGGGCUUGUUGCUGCUGAUGUCAUCCCAUCUCCAUUUGAAUAUGCGGAUGUGGUGACCACUACAACACAUAAAUCCCUUCGUGGACCACGUGGGGCGAUGAUUUUUUACAGAAAGGGAUUGAAGGAAGUCAACAAACAAGGCAAAGAGGUCAUGUAUGAUUAUGAGGACAAAAUUAAUCAAGCUGUCUUUCCUGGGCUUCAAGGAGGUCCACACAAUCACACAAUUACUGGAUUAGCAGUUGCACUGAAACAGGCAACUACCCCAGAAUACAAGGCUUAUCAAGAACAAGUUCUCAAAAAUUGCUCACAGUUUGCCAAAACCUUGAACGCAUUGGGAUAUGACCUUGUUUCCGGUGGUACUGAGAACCAUCUAGUCUUGGUCAAUUUGAAAAACAAGGGUAUUGAUGGCUCAAGAGUUGAGAAAGUAAUGGAAUUGGUUCAUAUUGCUGCUAACAAGAACACUGUUCCCGGGGAUGUGUCUGCCAUGGUUCCUGGAGGCAUUCGAAUGGGAACACCUGCUCUCACUUCAAGGGGAUUCCUUGAGGAAGAUUUCGCUAAAGUAGCGGAGUUCUUUGAUGCUGCUGUGAAUUUGGCCUUGAAAGCCAAAGCUGAAUGCAAAAAAGGUGCAAAAUUGAAGGACUUUAUGGCCGCAGUUGAAAACAGUGCUAGCAUUCAGUCUGAAAUUAAACAGCUCCGUCAUGACGUUGAGGAAUACGCAAAACAAUUCCCUACAAUCGGGUUCUGCAAAACAACAAUGAAAUACAAGCAAUAAACUCCACUAUCAUAAGUAGGCGUAUAUGCUUUGGUAGUGCAGUGGAGUAUCUACAAAGGCGAAUGAGAUAAACACGGGGAGGGAGUAAACUGCCUUUUAAUGUAGGGAAUAUAUGAAUGCUUUCAAUCAGUGAAUGGGAGAUAUUGUUGACAUUACAGGUUCUAAGCAUGAAGAAAGUACCACUUGGUUUAAAUUUCAUCCUUCAUUCAAGAACUGAAUCAUAUGUAUAUUAUAUUAAACUUGAUCAAUUAGAAUGCAACAAUAUAAAGCUUGUCCCAAAAUUUAGGAGGAAAAACAAAAACCAAUUGGUAAGAUUGGUGUUACCU